This is a messenger RNA of Lasiosphaeria miniovina, 4065 nucleotides long. RefSeq names its product DNA polymerase family B-domain-containing protein. Gene Ontology annotation, cellular component: delta DNA polymerase complex. Gene Ontology annotation, molecular function: nucleotide binding; 3'-5'-DNA exonuclease activity; DNA-directed DNA polymerase activity. Gene Ontology annotation, biological process: base-excision repair, gap-filling; DNA-templated DNA replication; nucleotide-excision repair, DNA gap filling. The coding region runs from base 375 to 3686 and encodes 1103 amino acids. The record is from RefSeq and is a predicted model, not a curated record. The transcript has 3 exons. NCBI's taxonomy places the organism in Eukaryota, Fungi, Ascomycota, Sordariomycetes, Sordariales, Lasiosphaeriaceae.
AAUAGGCAAGGCAGCUGGAAAGCAGGUCUCCACUGGCAGGUCAAUUAAAGAAGUCGCGUCAAGAGAGUGGGGCAGUCACGUAACAGGCCCUGGUCGCGUCACCCACACCCACAUGGGCGCCCUUUUUGCCCCACGGCUUGGUUCGCUUCUCUUUUACACAACGACGGAGCUUUUGUAUUUGGACAACAAAGCGUGCUACCAACAGCAACGGGUUCGACGCCAUAACACGCCAGCACACGCCAUGCCAACGGCAAUAACGCGCACGCCGUGACUUAAGACAUUGGCCUUUCAAGCACUUUGCACUCUUUUGUUCCUUGCUUAGAGAAACUCAAACUCACUGAGACUGUUGGUACCACCUCGCCACGGCUUCCACCAUGCCGGCCGCUCUCCUCCCCCAGAAGCGCGUCUUUGGCGAAGCUUCGAGCACUCGCAGCAACAUUCCUGGUGCGCCGGUCUCGUCCAAGAAGCGACGUCUCGAGCCCAUACCGUCUUCGCCCGCUUUCCGCUUCAAUAGCUCCCAGAAUGAUGGCAAAAGGAGGCUCGCGUCGAGCCAGCCUAAGAGCGCCUUCGAGAGCGAGGUGCUGGAACGUAUGAGCCAAGACAUUUCGGAUCUCAAGCAGAACAACACAGAGAAGGACCAGGCCUGGGAACGCCCCCCAGUGCCAAGAGACUUCAAUCCCGCUACGCACGCGCUAUGCUUCCAAUCCAUCGAGGCUGAGGAGGGCACCUUAGCCGGUGGACAGGCGACAGUCAAGCUCUUCGGCCUCACCGAGAACGGAAACUCGGUGUUGCUGCACGUCAAAGACUUCAAGCACUACCUCUAUGUAGCUGCCCCCGUGUCCUUCAGCGCCGAGGACUGCCCCAAGUUCCGCGCCUAUCUCGAAUCCGCACUAGCUAUGCACCAGACUGUCAUCCAUAACGUGACUUUGACAAUGCGUGAGAAUAUCUACGGCUUCCAGGGUAACACGCAAAACCCCUAUUUGAAGAUCUCCGUGACCGACCCCAAGUUCAUCGCUAAGGUCCGCGCCAUAAUCGAAAAGGGCGAUGCCAACUGGAAGGGCAUGUGGAAGAGCGUCGAUGGCACCAUCAUGACUUUUGACAACAUCCAAUACUUGCUCCGAUUCAUGGUUGACUGUUCGAUUGCCGGCAUGUCUUGGGUUGAAGCCCCCGCCAACCGGUAUCAGCUCGUUGCCGACAGACAGUCCAACUGCCAGAUCGAGGCGCAGAUGAGCUACCGCGACCUGAUCGCCCACAAGCCUACUGGCGAGUGGUCAAAAAUGGCCCCUCUAAGGGUUUUGUCCUUCGAUAUUGAAUGCGCUGGUCGCAAAGGCAUCUUCCCCGAGGCACUCCAUGACUCUGUUAUUCAAAUCGCCAACGUAGUCACCAAAUACGGUGACAAGAAGCCCUUUAUCCGAAACGUGUUUUGUCUGGACACAACGAGUCCCAUUGUGGCCACCCAGAUCCUCGACUUUGACAAGGAAGAGGAAAUGCUAUCCGCGUGGCAAAAGUUUCUCGAAAAGGUUGACCCGGAUAUCAUCACAGGUUACAACAUCUGUAACUUCGAUUUCCCCUAUCUUCUCGACCGAGCCAAACACCUCAAGGUGCAGGGGUUUGAGUAUUGGUCCCGUACCAUGGUUAGAUCGGCCGCAAAAGACACCAACUUCUCCAGCAAACAGAUGGGCAACCGCGAUACCAAGGCCACAAACACAAACGGUCGGCUCCAGCUUGAUCUCCUCCAGCUUAUCCAGCGUGAUCACCAACUUCGAAGUUACACGCUCAACUCGGUCUGUUCCCACUUCUUGGGUGAACAGAAAGAGGAUGUUCAUCAUUCUAUGAUCACGGAGCUCUUUGAAGGCACGCCCGAGUCAAGGCGCCGGUUGGCCCUGUACUGCCUCAAGGAUGCAUAUCUUCCACAAAGACUAAUUGAUAAACUCUCAUGCCUCGAAAACUAUACCGAGAUGGCAAGAGUCACGGGUGUCCCGUUCAAUUUCCUGCUCUCCAGGGGCCAGCAAGUCAAGUUUCUAAGCCAGCUCUUUCGAAAGGCACUGGAACAGAAGCUAGUCAUUCCCAACAUCCGAUCAGAGUCGUCCGAAGAGCAAUACGAAGGCGCGACUGUCAUUGAGCCCACCAGGGGCUACUACGACGUGCCUAUUGCCACCCUUGAUUUUGCUUCUCUGUAUCCCAGCAUUAUGCAAGCGCACAAUCUUUGCUACACCACAUUGAUCAAGAAGAGAGAUAUUGAGAAGUGGAAUUUGCAAAAGGAUGAAGAUUACAUUGUCACACCAAACGGCGACAUGUUUGUCACAGUAAAAAAGAGGAAGGGCUUGCUGGCGCAAAUUCUAGAGGAGUUGUUGUCGGCCAGAAAACAGGCUAAGCGGGAACUCGCCGUAGAGACCGAUCCGUUCAAGAAGGCCGUGCUGAACGGUCGCCAGUUGGCUCUGAAAAUCAGCGCCAACUCCGUCUACGGCCUGACUGGCGCAACAAACGGCAAACUGCCCUGCCUUGAGAUUGCGAGCAGUACAACAAGUUUCGGUCGGCAAAUGAUCGAAAGGACCAAGAUGGAAGUUGAGGAAAGAUACUCCAUUGCCAAUGGUUAUGACUACAAUGCCCAGGUCAUUUAUGGUGACACGGAUUCCGUCAUGGUCAAGUUUGGCACCAAGGAUCUGGCCGAGGCCAUGAAGUUGGGCGAAGAUGCUGCGCGGUUCGUCUCGAGCAAAUUCGUGAAGCCCAUCAAGCUAGAGUUCGAGAAAGUCUAUUUCCCAUACCUUCUCAUCAACAAGAAGCGCUAUGCGGGGCUGUAUUGGACGAAACCCGAAAAGUACGAUAAGAUGGACACCAAGGGCAUCGAGACUGUUCGUCGAGACAACUGCAUGUUAGUGCAGACUGUCAUUGAAAAGGUCUUGAGAAUGAUUCUCAUCGACCAAGACGUGCCCAGUGCUCAAGAAUACGUCAAGGACACGAUUGCAGACCUCCUGCAGAACAAAGUCGACAUGUCCAAACUUGUCAUCACCAAGGCGCUCACCAAAGAAGACUACACAGCGAAGCAAGCUCACGUCGAGCUUGCGGCGAGGAUGAAGAAGCGGGACGCCGGCUCGGCCCCUGCUCUGGGUGAUCGCGUCGCCUACGUCAUGAUUAAGGGCGCUGCCGGGUCCAAAAACUAUGAGAAUUCUGAAGACCCUAUCUACGUGCUUGAGCACAAUGUUCCCAUCGAUACCAAGUAUUAUCUGGAUAACCAACUGGCCAAGCCUCUUGGUCGUAUCUUCGAUCCCAUUCUCGGCGAGACCAAGGCAAAAUCGCUGCUCACGGGCGCUCACACACGGGCCAUAUCGGUAGCGGCGCCUACAGUUGGCGGCCUCAUGAAGUUUGCCAAAAAGACGCAGACCUGCAUGGGCUGCAAGAAGCCCCUGACAGGCAAGGAGGAGAGCCAAGGCGCCGUCUGCUCCAACGACGCUCCUCGUGUCGGUGAGCUCUACAAGAAGACGCUCGACAAGGUCUCGGACCUUGAGGUCCGCUUCGGUCGCCUCUGGACUCAGUGCCAGCGCUGCCAGGGCAGCAUGCACUGCGAGGUUAUCUGCAGCAGCAAAGACUGUCCCAUCUUUUACAUGCGCAUGAAGGCUAAGAAAGAUCUCGAGGACGGGAACAAGGAGCUGAAGCGCUUCGACUUUGACCAGGCUGCUCUGUGGUAGUCUUGUACUACGAUUUUUUUUGCGCGUGUUUGGUUUUGGUUCUCUGGUGGAUGAACUCUGUAAUUGAACGGCCACGUGCUUGUCUAGCAACGGACGGUAGCGGCGGCGACCAUGAUAUCCAGGUGGUUUUUUUGAGUUUGUUGGGCGCAAGAAGGCUGUAUCCUGGCGCUGGCGUAUCUUUCUUUCUUAGUUUUAUAUGUUAAGGCAAGUGACAAGCCAUUGCAUCAUGUAUAGCGUUUAUUAGGUGUUUGAGUCCCCAUCUGGAGGCAUGGCGGUGGUAAAUGAAUGAGUUGGGUCGCAUUAGUCUUGUAUCGAAUCUAUCACGCAUUAGUUAUACUCUUUCAUUUGAUAUAUAUAUGACUCAAUUCCAUGUUUGAGC